AUGGCCAAAGCAAAGAAACUCUCCAAAGCUCCAAUCUCGGACACUGCCUCCACAAACAGCGCCGGAUCCUCCUCCUCGGCGCCAACUACCACGCCCUCCUGGUUGACCGACUCCCUCCCCCUCCCCGCCCUCAUCGUCCUCGAUCUAGACUACACCCUCUGGCCCUUCUACUCAGACAUCCACAUCUCGCCCCCCAUCCGCUCCCUCUCCCCCUUUGUACUAUCCGACCGAAACGGCGAGCACUUCUCCCUCUUCCCCGACGCCCCCGCCAUCCUCCGCCUCCUCUCCUCCCCACAAUGCAACAUCCGCCUGGCUGUCGCGUCUAAAUCCCCAGUCGGCGAUCUAUGUCGUGAAGUGCUCAAAUCACUACGAUUACCCGAGACGGAGAUACGAGGGCAGCCGAAAAAGGUGAUUGAUGUCUUUACAACAGGCGGGGGCGGAGGGCUGGAGAUUUAUGAGAGCUCAAAACUACGGCAUUUCGAGGUGAUUGCCAAACGGACGGGGGUGCGGUACGAGGAUAUGCUGUUUUUUGAUGACGAGAGGCCUAAUUUCGAGGUGGAGAGCGUAGGAGUGACGAUGAAGCUUGUUGGCAGGCAAGGGCUGUGCUGGGAGGAGCUGGAAAAGGGGAUACAGCUUUGGAGGGAGAGAAAGGGUAUUGUUCCAGCUACUGCUGGCGGUAGCGGUUCAUAUGCUGGAGGGAGAUGGUAA
Molecule: messenger RNA, 708 nt
Organism: Podospora anserina S mat+
Lineage: Eukaryota; Fungi; Ascomycota; Sordariomycetes; Sordariales; Podosporaceae
Exons: 2
Coding region: 1-708 (235 amino acids)
Molecular function (GO): acid phosphatase activity
Source: RefSeq, a predicted model, not a curated record